UUUGAAGAACUUAGAUUUUUUCCGUAGAAACCACAUUUAUCUCUCUUUGCUCUGCUCUACUCUGUUCCUUCUGUUGGCUCAGGCAGAUGUGUUUAUAAAUAUCGUUGCAGACAGACAAUUGACAAUAGAUACCAAAUACUGCAAAUUCGCAUUUUUCUGCAGUUGUAAAUAUGUGUACAGAAAAAAGAAAGUAAACGGCUGAUCUCCGUCUUGGCUUUACGAUCAUAAGUCUGGCUAAUUUCUGACCAUCCCACGGAGAUCGGUCAAUGUUUGUACUAAAAAUGUGUAAUAGCGUUAGAUAUGUAUGCAUAUACAAAAGGUCAACUGUAGUUUUUUUCCAUCGUGGGUUGCAACGCAUGCCAGCCUGAGAGAGGGAUGAUAAUGCAUUCAAGUUCAUAUACAUAUACAUUUUUAGUAUUAUAUACAUAUAUACAUUAUGUAUUUAUCUAUACCCGCAGGCGAAUUUACUUUACUUUAGGAUAUGCAACAUUCUCAAUCUAAUCAGUCAAGUAUAGAUCACAUAAUGUUCGAGAACUCAUACAAAACUUACUCCUAUGUAAGUAGCCCAAUAUUAAAUUUCAACCGGCUUUUGCCCAGUGAUCGAUUCUAUACUAAAUAUGGUUAUGUUUAUACGGAGGAUCAUGUUUUAGUACAUAGUAUUUUUGUUCGCCGUUUACCAGUGGAAAUGACUGCGGACUCGGUACGCGGUUAUUUUAGUAUACAUGGCGAGAUUGCCGAUGUAAAAGUGACACCAAGUUCAAAAAUAGGUCCUGAUGUGCAUGAUUCAGCCGAGGCUGUGGUUAAGUUUUGUGAUGCAAGCAGUGCCUAUCUUGCAAUCGCUGCCAAACCACGUCAUAUUGAACACGGUCUCUAUCUCGAUAUAGUACCAUACUUUAGUUGGGAACAACCCAAUGCCUAUAAAUUGUCCAACGCUGAUGAUAAUUCUAUGGUUGAUGAACCAAUAUUGACGAUUUCAAAAAAUAGAACUAAUUUACUUGCUUUAGACGAUGAUAGUCUUGAAAAGAUUUUCAGUUAUUUAACGUUACAGGAUCAAAUAAAUUUUUUACGUGUUUGUCCACGGCUGCGGAAUGUCUUUGAAAUGUAUACUAAGCAUGCGUAUAAAACAUGUAAACUUGAUGUGCUAUACAAUUUGACAUUAUGGGAGCUGCGUGACUUCUUUACAGCGGCGGGUGCAAGUCUCGAAUGCUUAGUUGGCAGAAUACCGAGUGAAUUUCUUGAACGCUAUAUGUACUAUAUAUUAAAAUACUCGCCACGACUGAAAACAUUAAAUAUGAUGUCAGUAGCAAUUAAGGACGAUGACCUCGAAGCAAUCACUAAAUUAGAACAUAUGGAAAAUUUAAUUCUCUCUAAAAAUACGUAUUUAACAGGUAAACACAUAGAUCGAUUUAAGAACUUGAAACAACUGGAAAUGUAUGAUUGCGACGGUUUGGAGCCUGGACAUUUAGUUAAGAUAAUCACCACUUUAAGUAAUUUAACGCUACUUGAUAUACAGCGUUGUGAGAUAUUGACAACGAGCAUGGUAGAUUUGAUGGUCGAACAUUUGCCUAAAUUGGAAGUUUUCAAAUUUUCAAUACCACCCACAUGUUGUAGUCGCUUAGCGUUAUUGCCAAGUUUAAAGAAACUUGAUAUUCUGAGCUCUUACGAAAUGGCAUACAUUCCGGAUGAACUAUUCGAAAAGCUAGUCGAACAUCGUGCCGAUCAAUUGGAAAGGCUCUGUAUAAUUUCACGUAAUGCUAUAGCGAAACGACACAUUGAUAAGAUAAUACAAUUGAGAAACUUAAGAUUUCUCUCCAUUGGCAAUAACGACGCAGUCGACGAUGAGGCAUUGCAAAAGCUUUGCCAAUUACAAAAACUCGAAAUACUGUCAAUUAAAGACUGCCACGUGAUAACCGAUAGAGCAUUAUUAUCAUUAGUGAAAUCAUGUCCACGUCUCCAUAUAAUAAAUAUUGAUUUCUGCUUUCAAAUAUCAAUCAAAUUUGUCAUAGAUGCAUUAACUUUUCUGCGUAACAACAAAGAUUUUGUAGAACGCGAUCUGCCCCUCGAGUUUCCAGUACGUGGCACAAGAAUGGAAAGUGGUAUUAAAAAGAGAUAUGCUAAUCUUAUUAAAGAUGGUGAGGACCAGAAUCUUAUUAAAAUAAUACAUCGAUAUGACGUCAGAGUUGAUACUCUCGAUGAGGUUAUGAUUCGUGACAUUUGGCGAAUACCGCAUCUCCAUGGAAUAAGAGAAAGAUAUAGGUUCCAUUAGUUGAAUAAGUAUUAUUUAUUGCUGCCAUUUCGAGCUGUUUUUAUUUUGUAGAAAAUUUACGAAAAAA
Molecule: messenger RNA, 2333 nt
Organism: Ceratitis capitata (Mediterranean fruit fly)
Lineage: Eukaryota; Metazoa; Arthropoda; Insecta; Diptera; Tephritidae
Exons: 5
Coding region: 482-2266 (594 amino acids)
Biological process (GO): SCF-dependent proteasomal ubiquitin-dependent protein catabolic process
Cellular component (GO): SCF ubiquitin ligase complex
Molecular function (GO): RNA binding; protein binding
Source: RefSeq, a predicted model, not a curated record